AUGGCUGUUCUAUAUUCGAUAAGAAUGCGAAUCCCAAGGCCGUUAGAGUUGUUGAGUGAUCUGGAGAAUGAGGUGGUCUUCUUCACCGAUGUUUUCAAACAUGGGCUUCGGCUGCCGUUGAGGCAUUCAGUGCAGAAGAUCCUGGCUCAGAUCGACUACGCCCUUGGACAGUUUAUCCUAACUUAUGGGCAGUUCUCCCACCUGUACAGCGUAAUGAGGGCGAAGAGCGCUGAUCAAGAGGGGUGGGUCGAGUCGAACUCUCUUUCGGCAGGUCAGUGUCGGCACUUCAUUGUCGAGGUGUCGAGCUCUCAGAAGACCUGGCGUCGACAUCGAGUGCUAGUGUCAGGCUCUUGGGAAUCGGCACCAGGAGUGAUUGUUGAGAGGCACAUCCCAACUACCUUUCAAACAAUCGUGUCCUUGAAACGGCCGACCGCAUCCAAGUGGGAGAUUGAGGCGAUCGAGCGUGUUCGGUCAAAGAUUGCCGAAGAAUAUCGUUUCUUCAAGAAUUUGUUGGGCUUCGUCAAUCUGUUCAAGGCUGGCUACGAGGAGGUGGCUAGAGUCGUGAGCUCCCUAGAAGAAGAAGGAUGGCCCUCCGAGGCUGAAGACAAAGCCACCACGUCAGGCCGAAGGGGCUUCGGAGGAGCAGGUGACUGUGGACGAGCGCCGCAGGGAGAAAAGGACGGUCGAAGUCUAGGCCGUCACGGAGGCCUACCUCUAAGUCACCGAGAAAAGGCAGCCAUCCUCAUUCUUGACGAUGAGGCGGAGGGCGAUGCCGAGCCUGUGAAUGUGGUGUGCCCUCGGAAGGUCAUGCCGUUUGUCAACUACAUGAUCGACAGGGCAGGGAUGAAGCUCUCGGAGCUGGAGCAGCUGCCCACCAAGACGAUGCGUGAGCAAGCAGGUCGAAGCUUCCGUCUUCAAGCUGCGAUAAGUAUUUUGUUUGCUGACAUGGAGAUGUGGCUCUACAUGAAGCGGGCCAUUGGUGUUGCCGAACGGCAUCAAAAGAAAGCUGAUGAGAGUCGAGCUAAGCUUGCUGAAGCUGGCAAGAUUAUUCAGGAUGCCGAUCGUCGUGCUGAUGAGAACACUGCGAAGAUUGCAGAGCUCUUCUCCAAGUUGGCCAAGGCUAAGAAGGCAGUAGUGGAUGCUUAG
Molecule: messenger RNA, 1146 nt
Organism: Prunus armeniaca (apricot)
Lineage: Eukaryota; Viridiplantae; Streptophyta; Magnoliopsida; Rosales; Rosaceae
Source: the annotation of a GenBank genome assembly